GGGCGUGUUUCUCUCGGUCCAGCAGUCUCCACUCUUGUGUGGAGUUCAGAGCGAGAAAAACGCAUUUCUUCUGGUGCGACCGCAGUGCGCAAAGGUGGGAGCUCUCUGACUCUGACGCGCACACCAUCUCUCCGGCUCCGGCGCUUACUGACAGGGGGGGGGGGGGGUUAAAAAAAGAGCUCCUAACCAUCAUCCAGCCAUGGACGCAUCUAGAGCCACUGUAAUACAUCUGGGCCUGCUCCUUGUUUUGUUUGGGAAUAUACCGUGCUUCCAGCCUGCUGCUAUCAUCUCCCCCUCUGCACCUAGGAGGAACAGGGAAGCCAAGAUCUCUCAUCCAUACGGACAAAGGUCAUUCAAGCCUUUCAAAGACAUCAUCGCGUCCUCGCACCCUGCAUCGGGACAUCACAAAGAAGAAGUCCCAAAGGACGCUGUUGUCCCGCACGAGUACAUGCUCUCCAUAUACAGGACGUACUCGGCGGCGGAGAAACUCGGGCUAAACGCGAGCUUUUUCCGCUCCUCAAAGUCUGCCAACACCAUAACGAGUUUUGUUGACAAAGGAACAGACAAUCCUUUGCACUCUCCUUUGAGAAGACAGAAGUAUCUGUUUGAUGUCUCAACCCUUUCAGAAAAAGAGGAGCUGGUCGGAGCGGAAUUAAGGAUAUUUAGAAAAGCCUUGGGGGGCCCGCAGACGGCGGGACCGUUCCACAUCCAGCUCUACUCGUGUCGCUCCAACACACUGCUGGACUCCCGGUCUCUGGACCUCUUGGACUCUACUAAAGCCGGCUGGGAGGUUUUGGACGUGUGGAACGCGUUUCAGACGCAGCACCAGCAGAGAAACCAGCUCUGCUUCCAGCUCCGGGCCACUCUCAACAAAUCCGACAUCGAGGUGGACCUGAGGCGGCUGGGUUUGGAGAGGAGCGGCCGCGGCCAGCAGGAGAAGGCCAUCUUGGUGGCUUACACCCGCUCCAAGAAGAGGGAGAACCUGUUCAACGAGAUGAAGGAGAAGAUCAAGUCGCGGAGGUCGGCUGAGGAGAAGCCGAUGAAGGGGGGGAAAGGAGAGGGGCCCCGGCGGCGCAGGAGGACAGCGCCGAGCAACCGGCACGGGAAGAGGCACGGUAAGAAGUCCAAGUACAGAUGCAGCAAAAAAGCUCUGCAUGUGAACUUCAAGGAGCUGGGCUGGGACGACUGGAUCAUCGCGCCCCUGGACUACGAAGCCUACCACUGCGAGGGCGUGUGCGACUUCCCGCUGAGGUCGCACCUGGAGCCCACCAACCACGCCAUCAUCCAGACCCUGAUGAACUCCAUGGACCCCAACAGCACCCCGCCCAGCUGCUGUGUGCCCACUAAACUCAGCCCCAUCAGCAUCCUGUUUACAGACUCGGGCAACAACGUGGUGUACAAGCAGUACGAGGAGAUGGUAGUGGAACAGUGUGGCUGCAGGUAGCGGCCACUAUUCAUUUAGCAUCUUGAUAAAACAAAUGAAAAACAAAUAUUUGUUUAAACUGAAGUCCUGAUGGAUCCUGGACUGAAAACAUCACCUGCUCACAGGGCCUGAAGCAUUUAAUCCAAAAGGGAUUCGCUUAUAGGAGCCCCAACCCCCGCCCCAUCUUAUUUAUUCAGACUGAUUAACACUAAAAGCGUCCAGUACAUUUAUUCUCAUCCAUGCAAAGUCCUAAAACGUAUCAGGCGGAGUGACCAGGCCGUUUGGCACAAAGCAGCGAAAGGACAUGGCGUGCGCUCAGGCUGCAGGCCACAGAGGAGCCUGCUUAUCAGGGAGCGCGCACCUGACCAGCGAGAAUCCGGCCAGCCAGCAGACGCUGGACUUGUUUGGGGUGGGCCCAUGAGCAUCCAUAUCCACCCUGUCCAACUUGAACUAUAUUUGGUCAAAGCAUCCUCUGAUCCGGGAUG
Girardinichthys multiradiatus is the source of this 1908-nucleotide messenger RNA. RefSeq names its product growth differentiation factor 6a (gene gdf6a). The transcript has 2 exons. Gene Ontology annotation, cellular component: extracellular region. NCBI's taxonomy places the organism in Eukaryota, Metazoa, Chordata, Actinopteri, Cyprinodontiformes, Goodeidae. Gene Ontology annotation, molecular function: growth factor activity; cytokine activity. Gene Ontology annotation, biological process: BMP signaling pathway; SMAD protein signal transduction. Bases 200 to 1444 code for a protein of 414 amino acids. The record is from RefSeq and is a predicted model, not a curated record.